AUAUCUUCAAAGCAUUAAUUACAAUUAAGCGUGCUUGGAUUACAUUUACUUUUACCAUUACUAUAAUUUACUAUUAUUUAGAGUGUCACACUUGGCGAGUUUUUGUGCCAAAUUUACAUAAAUGAGCAUAACACCUCAACCGUCUAUUUGACAUACACAUUUACUACAAGGGUGUCAUUUUAUUACAAAAUCACAGAGUAAUUAAGUUCCAUUUAUCACACCAUUUAGAAAGACACAUUUUUCCUAGGGCUAUAUGCUUUUCAACUUCUUUUUCAAAGGAGAGUUUCUGUUUGAAUUCCAACAAUGUCGGCUUCUUAUUCUUACAUCGACAUAUACAUAAAUAAUACUUUGCGUGUAAAAUAACCAAGUUUAUGUGAACAUUAGUUUGAGAACCAAAACAAACAGCUUUAUAGGACAAAUCACUUUCAUCUAAUACAAAAUGCUUGUUAAUUUCUUUCCAGAAAUUAAUAGUGAUUUUUCAGUCCCAGAAAAGUUGAGAAAUUGUUUCGGUCUCUAAAUGACAAAAAAAGUGCAUUUUUCAGAUUGUAUAAUAUUUAUUUUAAAAAUAAAACUAUUUACCGGCAGAAUUCGAUGUAAAAACCUGAACUGAAAGUAUCCUAAACUCGUCGACUGCGUACAAAGACGUUUGGCAAGGUAAAUACCAGGCCAAUUCAAUUCAGGAUCAUUGAAUUCUACCGCCCAUUUCAUCUCGGAAACAGGAGUCUUAAAUAACUUUUUAGUGCACAAUUCACAUAUAAACUUGCAUACCUUUGGUGAUUUUUUUACACUUUCAAGAAUUUCAUCUUGAUUACUUUGUACAUUAUGGUAGACAUUACCUAAUUCGUAUUGUUUUUUUCCAAUUUGCUCGAAUAGCAUGGAUCAGUGAAAAAAAUCUAGGUAAUUAACUUUUAUAUUAUAUUUUCUUUCGAAGUCGGUAUAGCACAUUAUUACACAAUUAACAUGCGUGAUAUCUGCAAGAGUCUAAAUGCCCUUUUUAUACAGUCUUUGAUUAAACACAGGUUUUCCUCCAAUUCUAAUUUGCGAAUUAUUCCAUAGAAUUUGUUUACCAAAGCAGUUAACAGGCGUUUCGAAGGUAAUAUCACACCAUGCUGACACCACAUUUCUUAAAAGUUGAUUUCUGAUAUUACUUAAACAUUUUUCGUUUGAUUUCAUAUACAUCGCCAGAAGAAAUUUCCACCUAAAUUCCUCAUAUGGAGUGCAAAAAAUACCUUCCACACUCCCUUAUUUUUUUCAUUAAGCAAUCGUUUGAUCUUGGUUAUCUUUAACCCCUUUACUACAGAAUCUAAAUGACACAUCCUAAGAACUCCAUCUACAUAGUCUCCAAUUAAUGUUUUUCUGUUGAUUUUGUCUGGUUUGCCUGACCAUAUAAACUUAAACACAAUGGAUUCGAGGUCUUUGAUAAAUUUGUUUGGUGGGUCAGGCAAAACAGAAAAUAGAUAUGCAAAUUGAGAUAUGCCAAGAGAUUUAACAAUAGUGAUUUAUCCAGUUGGUGUUAAAUCUCUCAUGGACCAUAAGCAAAGCAUUUUUUUAAAGUUUUUCUAACUUAGGGAUAAAAUUUAAUUCGAACAAAUCGUUCAAAUUUGCAGAAAAAGUAACGCCAAGCAUACUUACUGGACCUUCAGUAAAACCUAGCCCCGUGUAAGAAAUGUCUGGAGGGUUUUUUUAAUACACCAAAUGGGAGCACCAGAGAUUUGUCAAAAUUAAUAGCCAACCCUGAACAAUGCUUAAAUUCCUCAAGUGCAUCCAAUACGUGCAUCAGCGUAUGCGCUAAGUUUGACAGAAAUGUUUUCUAUUGUAAUGCCUUCUAUAUUUUCGUUUUUUUUUUCGGAUAUUAAUAUUAAGAAUGUCGCUACAUAUUAUAAAAAGAUAGGGGCUAAGCAGGCACCCUUGUCGGAGCUCUAAACUAAGCGGAAAAAAGGAAGUUGAAUGUCCGUUAUUGAUUAUACAUGAAGAGAUAUCCGAGUAAAGGGCUCAAAUGUACCUGAUAAUACUCUUUCCCAAAUUAAAAUGUUCAAGUACUCUAAAAAUAAACGGCCAUUCAAGCUUAUCAUAUGCUUUUUCAAAAUCGACCAUGAAAAUCAUACCGUCCAAUUCUUUUUCAUUUAAAUACUGAAUAACAUCAAGAGUAGUUGGGAUAUUUUCUCCAAUAAACCGGUCUCUUAAAAAACCUGUUUGAGAAGCAUCUAUAAUAUUUGGAAGUAGUCCUUUAAUUCUAUUUGCCAGUAUUUUAGCAAUUAUCUUGCAGUCAGUAUUAAGCAAUGUAAUUGGCCUCCAGUUCUUUAGAUAACAGGGAUUGUUGUCCUUUUUCGGUAUUAGAUUAAUUAUGCCUCUGCGUUGAUUGAUGGACAUAAUACAUUUAUUAAAUGAAUACUCACAAGGUUCAAUCACUAAAUCGACGAUAUCAUUGAAAAAAAUUUAUACCACUCGGUCGGCAGUCCAUCGGACCAUGAUCGGACCCAGGAGAUUUAUAAUUAAAUUUGAUUUUAGUACAAAAAGACAUUCACUCACUGUAAUAUUAUUUUCACAAGAUUUUUUUCCUCUUUAUUUAAUUUUGUAGGGUUUUCAUUUUGCAAAAGAAGACCUUCAAUAUCAGGUUCGGGGGGAUUCUCCGACUGAUAGAGAUUUUGGUAAAAUUCUUUCUCCUCCUCCAAAAUAUCCUUUGACCCAGUUAUAAUGGUAUGUCGUCUCGGACAAUUUUCUUUAUUAUUUUUUGACUCUGGUUUCUUUUUUCCAAAUUGAUGAAAAAAAAACGGGUGUUCCUUUCACCCUCUUCAACCCACUUUGCACGAGACUGUAUCUGUGCACCCUUGGUUUUAUGCUCAUAAAUAGUCUCAAGAUUUAAUUUAUAUACUUCAAUUUUAUCCGAUAUUUGUGCAAUAUAUUUUUUCUAAGUCAUUCAAUUCUUCUGGCAAUUUGUUUUCUUUUUGUUUGCGCUUUUUAGCUAGUUCAGAAGAGUGUUGUAACGUUAACGAUCUAAUUUUGAAUUUCAGAAAUUCCCAGAAUAGACUUGGGUUUAAAUUUGGGUUACUCAAUUUAGUAUCACUAAUACAAUUUUUUACUUUAUCAACAUAACGUGGGUCAUGCAGGAGUGUUGAAUUUCCAAAAUCCUCUUCCUCUGGCCCCAUUUACAGGAGUAAUAUCUAAGCUAAUAAUUGAAUGAUCAGUUUUAUAACCGCUAACAAUCUCACAUGAAUUAAUCUGAGUAUAAAAAUGUUGUAUGAGAUAAGAAAGAAAUCCAGACGACACUGAAUUAUUGGCUUAGAUGAUCGCCAGGUGUACCUACGCACAUUUGGGUUUUUUUCCCUCCAUAUGUCAAUCAAAUCAAAGGAUUUCAUGGUUGACUUUAUGCAUUUUUGUGAAUUGAACUGCGUGUGGACUCUGCCUCCCAUUUUGUCCAUAUUUGUAUCUAGCAGAAGGUUAAAAUCUCCGCCAAAAAUUAUUGAUUCACAGCUAAAUUCGUUUAGAAUCGUUCAUACAUGUUCGAAAAACGAUGGUUCAUCUUUGUUAAGGGCAUAUAUAUUAGCAAAAGUUAUGUUUUGACCAUUUAGGCUUGUAUCUAAAAUUAAAAUACGCCCUUUACCAUCAGUAUAGCAUUUUGUUAUGUUUAAAAUAUGUUUCUUAGUCAGAAUGCAAACCCCCCUGCUAUUAGAAGUACCAUGGGAAAAAUAUAUCGCCAUCCCAUCCCUUAUCUCUCCAUUCUUUCUCCGUUUUAUGGACACUAUGGGUUUCCUGGGUAAAGGAAAUAACAUGUGGUUUGUUUUGAAACCAGUUGAAAAAUUGUGUUCGUUUAUUCAUUUCACCAAGACCCCGAGCAUUCAUCGAACAAACACUAAUAUUUGAGUCAAUCAUAUGGGCCGAUAUUCAUAUUUAGAUUACUAACCAUUCUAUAUAUGCAUACGUUAAAUACCUUAUUUUCUAGUAGAGAUCUAUCACCUAUCAUAUGUGCAUUUAAUACAUAGGAAAAUUGCAAGAAAGAAAAACAGUUAAAAUAGAAAAAAAUGGAAAACAUGUAACAGAAAAAUCAUAACACAGUAUACAGCACCCAGACCCUUGGGCCCUUUUUUCCGAGAUGUCUUCACAAAUGGAGAUUUCUCGUCAACUUUUUAUUCGAAAUCAAUUUCAAACACAAGCGGAUUCAGGCCAUAUAUUUUUUUCCAAGCCGAAUCUUGUUUGUUUCUUUCACGAUAUUCCAUAACAACAUGUAUUCCAACAACCCUGAUUCUCGUAGACAUUCCAUUUUUUCGUAGCUCAUGUGCUUUAGAUGCCAAUUUACCGCGUUCUUGUUCAUUCAUCACUCUUGGUAUCAAAUGUAAUGCUGUAGAAUAACAGAUUUUGUUUUCUAUCAUAAAUUUCUUUUAAAAGUAUAGCCUUAUGGUGACUCUCAAUUGUAGAAUUAACACAUUCUUGCCUUGUAAUUUGAUCUUGCUUUAAAUCUUCUACUAAUUUUGCCUGGUGCUCUUGAGUAUUUUCCAAAUCGUUCAUUUUCUGUUCAUAAUGAAGAUUUUGUUUGUCUAAUUUAGCAAUUCUUUCUUGCAUAACAUCCAUCCUUUUAUUUAGGCUUUCCUCUAUUCUUAGCAUGAUCUCUUUCAAUUCAUUUGUACUUACCACGUGUGGCUCUUCGACCGUAGCGGCUGGCUGUUCACAACUGUCAUUGCUCAUUGUAGCAAUGGCGUCGGGGCUGGCUUGCAUAUCUUCCUUGUUUAAUUCAAUUUCCUUCUGUUUUUUUGUUUUAGAAAUUAUCUUUUUCGCUGAUUUUUCAUUUGUCGUGUUCCUGAGCAUAUAGCCCGUCGUUGUCGUUGUCUCGCUCUUUACCGCUCAUUUUUGACGGUGUUUUUUCGAGUUGAGAAACCGAGAGACGGUUACACGUGUGUGACCGCCGUCGAAGCCAUGUUAGAAAAAAAAAUUGAUAUUUUAAAGGUAUUACUGUAUGGCGCCCUGUGUUUUAUAGUAAGAGUAGCAACACAAACUGACACUUUACUUACCAAUACAACGCAGACUGGCACAUCACAGACCGACACAACAGAGGCAUUCGGAAUAUCGGAAUGGAUUGAUACGUCACAGGCCGACAAAUCACAGCCGGACACAGCAAGUACGACGUACACAACCAAAACCGAUACCGGUACAUCACAAAACAAAACCACACAGACGGGCACUUCACAGGCCGACACAACAGAGGCAUACGGAAUAUCGGAAUGGAUUGAUACGUCACAGGCCGACAAAUCACAGCCGGACACAGCAAGUACGACGUACACAACCAAAACCGAUACAUCACAAAACAAAACCACACAGACGGACACAUCACAGGCCGACACAACAGAGGCAUACACAACACAACGCGCCACAUCACCUACUGACACAACAAAGGUGGACACAACACAGACGGAUACAACACGGACGACGUACACAACCCAAACCGAUACAUCACAGAACAAAGUAACACUACCAUACACAACACGAGACGACAUAUCACAUACAAGCACACCACAGACGAACACACACGCCUACACAACUCAUGCUUACACAACAAAACGCGCCACAUCACAUCGCAACAUGAGCCCAACGAACAGAAUCACGACAGAAACACAAAAUACUGAUGAACCUGGUACCACUGACAAAUGGUACAAAGGAACGUCAGCGUAUGUCAUAUUUUCUAUUGGCGUAAUAUUAUUAGCUAUUAUCGUGUUCGUAUGUGUAUGGUUCCUUUACCGUAGAAACAAGAAAUGGAAAAAGAUGUCGGUGAUCGGGGCUGGUCAAAGGGUUCGACGCUGGUCCCAAAGGUUCACUCAAACAUUCGAUGCAAACAGCCCUAAAUCGGAGGAUAGUGACGAUGAAGAAAUAUCACAUCCUAACCAGAUAACUAUGUCGUCAUUCACCAAAAAUGGUACAGGCAUCAGUAACGGUGUAGCAAAUGAGAAUACUAAAGACGAGGAACGCGGCGUCCUCGACAACACAGUCUCAAAGGUAGGGGUUAACGCAAGUUCAUUGGAACAGCCUUCGAGUGUUAUAAUUAAUGAGAUGAAUGAAAAGGAUGAGAAGAUACACAAAUCCGAUGACGUAACUACAGAUGCAGCAGAAAGCAAAGAGUUCAUAGAUGCUGAUGUAAACCCGAGUGGAAGAGAUCUGUUAGACGUUGCAACAAGCAAAGAUAUGGAGGGUGAUGUUGCAGACGAUGAAGUUAAUAGCUACUCAAUACAGAAAAACGAUGACGAUGAAAAACCAAGUGGAGGAGACCUGUUAGACGUUAAAACAAGCAAAGAUAUAGAGGGUGAUGUUGCAGACGAAAAAGUUAAUAACUCGUCACUACAGCGAAACGAUGACGACAACACAAAAUUAAUAGAUGGAGAACAAAAGUCAGAAGAAGUGGCUCCAAGUGAGUGAUGUAUCCUGAGCAAUGCCCCCACCACCCCAAUCCCCUUCGGAUAAGCAUUUACACUAAAUCAAAAUUCUUUUGACAUUAAUAUUUUGAAAUUAUUGUGCCGGAAGUUGAACAUUUUUUGUGAAAGCGGUGUUUUUCGUGUGAAACCAUUUUCAGAUGGGGAAUAAUGCUAAGCUAUCUCAUGAAAACAUAAUUAGAACGAUGAUGAUGAUGAUGGUGAUGAUGAUGAGGGUGAUUUUGAUGAUGAUGAUGAUAAUGAGGAAAAGGAUUAGGGUGAGAAUAAAGUGCAUGAUGAUGACGAGAGUGAUGAUGAUAGUGAUAAUGAUGAAAAUCAUAUUGAUGGUGGUGAUGAUGAUCACGAUGAUGUCGUAGUUUUAAGUAUUUAAGUAAAAUUCUUUAAUUUGCUUCCGAGAAAUAACUGAUGACGAUGAUGAUGAUGAUGAUGUUGUUGAUGAUGAUGAUGAUGAUGAUGAUGAUGAUGAUGGUGAUGAUGGUGAGGAUAAGUAUGAUGAUGAUGAUGAUGAUGAUAAUGGUAAUUAUCAAGAUCUAGUAGAUGGUGGCGAUAAUGAUGACUAUGAUGCUGUAGUUUUAAGUAUUUACAUCUUGUCCAUGUUUGAUUCUUAUGUAUUUGACAUAAUAAACGAGGUUGUGCCUAGAGGGAGGGAGUGUACUACGUGUGCCUAAAGUCAUGUAAAUACGCCUACUCGCAUACAUAUUUGUAUAUUUAAUAUCGAUUGGAUAGGUCCAACUAUCAUAGUCUACGAUCUAUUUGUGUAUUGUUAUAAAAGAUAUGUUUUGUAAGCAAA
Anneissia japonica is the source of this 7203-nucleotide messenger RNA. Its product is annotated as serine-rich adhesin for platelets-like. The transcript has 4 exons. The record is from RefSeq and is a predicted model, not a curated record. NCBI's taxonomy places the organism in Eukaryota, Metazoa, Echinodermata, Crinoidea, Comatulida, Comatulidae. The coding region runs from base 4909 to 6399 and encodes 496 amino acids.